Molecule: messenger RNA, 2907 nt
Organism: Salvelinus namaycush (lake trout)
Lineage: Eukaryota; Metazoa; Chordata; Actinopteri; Salmoniformes; Salmonidae
Product: storkhead-box protein 2-like
Exons: 4
Coding region: 1-2907 (968 amino acids)
Biological process (GO): positive regulation of transcription by RNA polymerase II
Cellular component (GO): cytoplasm; nucleus
Molecular function (GO): RNA polymerase II transcription regulatory region sequence-specific DNA binding; DNA-binding transcription activator activity, RNA polymerase II-specific
Source: RefSeq, a predicted model, not a curated record
AUGAAGAAGACACAGAGCACCACCCUGCGUCGGGCCUGGCCCAGCUCAGAUUUCUCGGACCGGGCCUCGGAACGCACCCGGUCCCGCAGCGAGAAGGACUACCGCCUCCACAAACACUACCCCCCUCAGUACAUCUGCCAGUCCCCCCGGGGCUACAUGACAUCAGGUGAUGUGUCUCCCAUCAGCAUGUCUCCCAUCAGCCAGUCACAGUUCAUCCCUCUGGGGGAGGUGCUGUGCCUGGCCAUUUCGGCCAUGAACUCCGCCCGCAAGCCUGUCACCCAGGAGGCCCUGACAGAACACCUGGCAACAUGUUUCCCAGGUGUGCCCACGCCGACAGCAGAGAUUCUCCACCACACGCUGAGUAUGCUGGUCCGGGAGAGGAAGAUCUACCCGACACCAGAGGGCUACUUCAUCGUCACGCCCCAGACCUACUUCAUCACGCCCUCUCUCAUCAGGACCAGCUCCAAAUGGUACCACCUGGAUGAGAGGAUACCUGACCGCCAGCAGCAACAACAACAACAACAGCAACAGUGUACCUCCCCCCUCUCUGGAACCAUCACCCCUUCCACUUCUGGCUGUGUCAGGGACAGGUCCCAUCCUAAGAACCAUGGAGACUCCUAUAAUAGUUACCGUGACGACCCCCCCAGCCACCACACCACCCUCACCAGGAAGUCCCCUAAGGAGCACCGAGAGGCCUACUCUCCCCACUCCCCUCACUCACCCCACUCCCCUCACACACCCACACAGACCCAGCCCCAGCCUACCUCCACAGAGAAGACCCGGAGCACCCUGAGCUUCCCCUUCAAGUCGGACACCCUGACCAAGCACCGUGAGGGGGGCAGCAGCGGGGAGAAGCAGUCCAAGAAGUUUGGCCUCAAGCUGUUCCGGCUGAGCUUCAAGAAGGACAAGACCAAGCAGCUGACCACCUUCUCGGCCCAGUUCCCCCCGGAGGAGUGGCCUCUGCGGGACGAGGAGACGCCCACGGCCGUGCCGCGCGACGUGGAGAUGGAGAUCAUCAGGCGGAUCAACCCGGACCUGACCGUGGAAAACGUGGCUAGACACACAGCCGUGAUGAAGAGGCUGGAGGAGGAGAGGGCUCAGAGGAGCAAGGCCAGCUCGUCAGCCCAGCACAGCGCACGCAGCAGGAGGAGCCGCGGACACCGCAAGCCCCAAGGUAAGCCGUCACGCUCCCACAGUAAGACCCGCGCCUCCCGGGGAGACCCCUCUGAGGGAUCCAACCUGGACCUGGGGGCUGAGAGGGACUACCGGGCUUACAGCUCCUCCCUGGCUCGCUCGCCACGGGAUGCCUCCUUCUCCAUGGAGCGCAGCCGUGCCCGACACCUGGCCCACAGCAACCCAAACAUCAUGGAGUCCCACCUGCCCAUCACCCCAGAGUGGGACGUGUCGGGAGAGCUGGCCAAGAGGAGGACGGAGAUGCCCUUCCCCGAGCCCUCGCACGGGCCGUCCCACUCCAAGGUGCACCGCAGCCACAGCCACACGCAGGAGAGGAAGUCGCGCAACGAGCGCUCGGACAACAAGGCCAAAGAGCGGUCCCGCUCAAUGGACAACUCCAAAGGGCCUCUCGGGGCCGGGCAGAUUGGGCCCCCGGACUACUUUGAGCGCAGCCCUGAUGAGAGGGACAGAGACAGGAGCCGCUACUACACCGAUGACGGGACCUUGAGGGCCUCAGCCCAGGCCUCCCAGUACUCCCACUCGCGGGCCACGCCCCCUGCUGCUAAGUUGGCCACACCCCCUGCUGCUAAGUUAACCCCUGACCCCUGUGGGCCCGACGGAGGGAGAACACUUGAAAAUAACAAAAGUAGAGACCGUUUACCUGCCUACGACAGCCAGAAGGCUUAUUCUCCUAAACACAUGGCUGAGGACUAUUUCCAGUGCAAUGCAUCCACUGAGGCGGUCCUCACUACCCCUAGUCCCUUAGGAAAACCCAAUCACGAUAGCUUACCUAAGGUGAAGGUGGGCUGUUCGUCCGACAGACAGACCCCUCAUCCCCCAGAGUACAAAGAGGACACUACAAAGGGACAGAACGGUGUUAGUUUGCCCAUGCCCUGCCAGAUGCCUGAGCCUUUGCCAAAUGGCCGUUCAGUACAGCACCACAACACCAACUCUGGUAGCAUGGACAGGAGGAAGGACAUCUUCAGCAAAGACACUCUGUUCAAACCUCCGCCCAACACGCUGCCCAGCGGCUACGGGGACGGUAGCUACUCCAGGUCGAGCACGCUGAGGAAGACCCCGGUCAUGUCGUCGGCCGAGGUGCUGGACAGCCAGGAGCACUUUGAGCAGCCGGGCCCCCAGCUAGCUGUGCCCCGGCCCCCCUCCUCUGGCCCCUCAGGGAUGGAGCAGGCUGGCUCGUGCCCGGCCGGGGAAGCCUCCUUCGACUACUACAACGUGUCUGAUGACGACGAGCUGGAGGACGCCGCCUCAGCCAAGCAGGCAGAGCAGGAGCCGAAGUCCCCAGAGGGCUGUGGUGGGGUCGGAGGGGGAGGGGGGGGUACCAUGCAGUGGCUGCUGGAGCGGGAGAAGGAGAGGGACCUCCAGCGCAGGUUUGAGAGGAACCUGACCUUCCCCAACCCCAAGGAGAGUGAGCACAACAACCAGAGCCAGCAGUCAGCCCACUCAGCCAGGCUGGACAGCAUGGACAGCAGUAGUGUUACAGUGGACAGUGGAUUUAACUCUCCACGCACACGAGAGAGUCUGGCCUCAAACACCUCCAGCAUCGUGGAGAGCAACAGACGUCAGAACCUGGCUCUGAGUCCCGGACACCUGGGAAUCGCCACGGGCAACGGUCCACCUUUCACCUUCCGGACCAUUCCAGAGCCACCGCCUACCACCCAACCCGAGAAACUCCAGAAACCCUCAAACUGUUUGGCCUCCAUCACCAGUGUGUGA